ACUUUGCCCAAGUUGGUUUACAUCCAUUGUUGCAGUGGUGAUCAAGCUCUUGGUGUUCUUUUUCCCAAAGAGAAGAGGGGGUAAAAAGCGAAAUGAGUACUACGGAAAAGGAUCACAACCGAAAGCCUAGCAGUUUGCGGUCUAUCAUUGCGGGCUCGACUGCAGGUGCCAUUGAAAUCGCAAUCACUUACCCGGCUGAAUUCGCCAAAACCCGGUCGCAACUCAAUCGCAGACUACCGGACGGAAAAAAGCUGCCAUGGCCCCCGUUUGGAAAGCAGUGGUACGCCGGCUGCACAACUCUGAUUAUAGGAAAUUCGCUCAAGGCAGGCAUUCGGUUCGUCGCUUUCGACAGAUUCAAGUCACUUCUUCAGGAUGAGAAUGGCAAGAUUUCGGGUCCAAGAACAGUAAUUGCUGGCUUUGGAGCUGGCUUCACUGAAUCUCUUUUAGCAGUGACACCAUUCGAGAGUAUUAAAACGCAAUUGAUUGACGAUCGCAAAUCCGCAAACCCUCGUAUGCGGGGAUUCUUGCAUGGCAGUAAACUGAUAUUCCAGGAGCGAGGUGUUCGGGGUUUUUUUCAGGGUUUUGUUCCUACAACUGCAAGGCAAGCCGCCAACUCCGCGACCAGAUUCUCGAGUUAUACUAUGUUAAAGCAACUAGCUGAAAGCUAUGUCGCACCUGGAGAAAAGCUGGGAACUGCAAGCACCUUCGCAAUCGGCGGUAUGGCAGGCUUCAUAACAGUAUAUGUCACACAGCCUCUUGAUACUGUGAAAACCAGAAUGCAAUCACUUGAAGCUUCUAAGAACUAUAAGAAUAGCUUUGUCUGUGCAGCAAGGAUAUUCAAAGAUGAGGGGUUAUUUACAUUCUGGUCCGGAGCUGUUCCGCGACUUGCCAGAUUGAUCUUGAGCGGAGGCAUAGUGUUCACAAUGUACGAGAAGACGAUGGACGCCCUGGAUUCUCUAGACCCAACGAGACAAUAUAUCUGAUGCUGGUGAAGCAAUGAACGCAUGGCACCAAUUGGUCUCUUAAACGCUAUAUCGCAGCAUCGCAGCUAAUAUGCAUUUGCUGUAUCUUAUUACAUAGCACUGACACAGAAGCACUGCAUUUUCUAUAUCUACAGCACUUGAAUGAA
Aspergillus nomiae NRRL 13137 is the source of this 1129-nucleotide messenger RNA. RefSeq names its product putative mitochondrial tricarboxylate transporter (Ctp). The record is from RefSeq and is a predicted model, not a curated record. The coding region runs from base 93 to 983 and encodes 296 amino acids. Gene Ontology annotation, biological process: mitochondrial citrate transmembrane transport. The transcript has 9 exons. Lineage: Eukaryota; Fungi; Ascomycota; Eurotiomycetes; Eurotiales; Aspergillaceae.